AUGCUCGCGCCAGCAUUGUGGCAAGACCGACGUGGCCACCACGAGCUCGAGCAGGUGGCGCGGGUCACCAAAGCGCUGCUGGACUUCCAGUGCCUGCGGGGCCUCUCCUCCAGCGCCUUGGAGACCGCGAGAACCGAGAGCGAGACGAGGCGGUCUGACUCGCUGGUAGAUCGUACAGCUGCCACCAAGUUUUUGACCCACACCCAAUCCGGCGCCUCCAUGUCUCCGGAGGAGGAGAGGCGGCGACUGCUGGAACAGGAGGCGGAGUUCUACGGACAGUUCUGGGAGAGCGCCCAGAGCUCUGGAGACUUCUUGGACGUCUUCGAUGCAGAUCCCCGGGACCUGCCGCCGGGGCACUUUGUGGAGACCUUGCCCUUGGCCAAGGAGGGUCCCGAGCUCAACAUGGCCCUCCAGGCGCUUGGCCUACUGGCGGAGUGCGGCAAGGCAGUGCGCGACUUCUGGCAGACCUCGGGGAUGACGCUGCAGCAGUUCAGGAAGAUGGCGAUGACGCCUGGGGCGCGGAUGCUGGGCGAAGGGCCGGGCAGGAAGCAGAUGCCCACAAACCUCAAGUCCAGGCAGAAGGUCUCCGACUUUAGGUCCGGCGGUGCCAAG
Effrenium voratum is the source of this 612-nucleotide messenger RNA. The record is from the annotation of a GenBank genome assembly. Lineage: Eukaryota; Dinophyceae; Suessiales; Symbiodiniaceae.